Messenger RNA from Drosophila biarmipes, 1839 nucleotides. It is a transcript of the gene TyrRII, whose product is annotated as octopamine receptor. NCBI's taxonomy places the organism in Eukaryota, Metazoa, Arthropoda, Insecta, Diptera, Drosophilidae. Bases 154 to 1839 code for a protein of 561 amino acids. Gene Ontology annotation, biological process: adenylate cyclase-activating adrenergic receptor signaling pathway. The record is from RefSeq and is a predicted model, not a curated record. Gene Ontology annotation, cellular component: membrane. Gene Ontology annotation, molecular function: G protein-coupled receptor activity. The transcript is spliced from 6 exons.
ACAGACCACUAAAAAUACAAUUAUUUGCGCUUGUGUAAUAUGUUUUUUUGCGCUAUACCCGACCGCAAAUCUAAAAGAAUCAAUUUGUCGCAUGUCGAAUGCGGUGCGCAUAGGGUCCACCCUAGAGACUAGAGCCUGACUUCAUCGAAGACCAUGCUGCUCUACUCCAAGUUCCUAUCGACAGCUCUGACGGUGGCCAGCGCCAACAGCUCCUCCGAUGGCCCUGUGCUGCUCAUCCAAACCACAUCCGCACCAGCUGCUGGAGAAGCCCUGACAGCCGGAGCCAAGGUGGCUGGUGGCGUGCCCUCGAUGAACUCCUACCUGGUCAGCAUGGCGUGGCCCAAAUCGCUGGCCGUGGCCGUCUUCCUGGUCCUCAUCCUGGUCACCGUGGUGGGCAACACACUCGUCAUCCUCGCCGUGCUGACCACACGCCGCCUGCGCACCGUCACCAACUGCUUCGUGAUGAACCUGGCCAUCACCGAUUGGCUCGUGGGCACCUGUGUGAUGCCUCCCUCGGUGGUGCUCUACAUAACAGGCACCUGGCGCUUCGGCUGGAUACUGUGCGACAUUUGGAUCUCGCUGGACAUCCUGCUCUGCACCGGCUCCAUCCUCAGCCUGUGCGCCAUCAGCCUGGACAGGUAUCUUGCCGUCACACAACCCUUGACGUACUCCAAGAAGCGCCGCUCCAAGCGACUGGCCCUGCUCAUGAUACUCGUCGUGUGGAUAACGGCCCUGUCAAUCACGUGUCCACCCUACUUGGGCUGGUACGAGGCGGGCAGGCACCAGGCGGAGUUCGUGGACUGCCGCUACAACCAAAACAAGGGCUACGUGGUCUUCUCGGCCAUGGGAUCGUUCUUCAUCCCCCUCACGGUGAUGCUGUACGUCUACGUUAAGAUUGGUUAUGUCCUCACGUCACGGCGACAGCGCAUUGUGCGCGAUGCGAACUCGGAGCGCACGGCAGACUACGAUGUGGAUGGGGACAACUUCAUCUCGGAGUCGGAGCACUAUCACUGCACGCCAACCAAGUGGCUGCCGAACAGGAAGUCCCGCUGGCGGUUCAACUCCCUGCACGACCCACCACCACCAGGCAGCACAAAUGCGUCCAAGGGACAGCAGUCCUCGUCCGUCAAGUGCUCCAAGUGCUCCUCCACUGGCACUGGAGUGGCUGGUGGUGGUGCUGGGACGCCAGUGGUGGACAAAACGCUGACGUUCAAGCACCAGCCCACCUUUUACGAGCUGGUCGAGGUGUCGCGUCUCUCCUCGCUCAUCCACUGCUCGGCAAUUAGCUGCAAGUACGGCGGACCCUGCAUGCACUCCACGCCCUCGGGGAUGCACUACGUCGGCACGGAGGCCUCCUUUUCGGACACCUGCCUGGGUGCCGCCUCCGCAGGCGCCGCCUCUGCCACCUCUGCGCUGGAGGUCGCCACCACCGAGAAGCUGGAGGCGGAGGUCAAACAGAUGCCGCACCAUCAUCAUCAUGGCUCCCAGAACCAUCAUUCGCAUCAUCACAACCAUCAUCAUCGCAUGCCGAUGCGAGUCUCGACCACGAAACGUGAUAGCAAGACCGCCAAGACCCUGACAAUUGUGAUGGGCGGCCUAAUUGCUUGCUGGCUGCCCUUCUUCGUCUAUUAUCUGCUGAUUCCCUUCCUGCCGCGCCCCGCCGUCCUCGAGGACCUCAUGUUCGGCUUCACCUGGAUUGGCUGGGUCAACUGCGCCAUCAACCCGUUCAUCUACGCCUUCUACAAUCCGGACUUUCGCACUGCCUUCUGGCGGCUCACCUGCCGGCCCAUCUGCAAGCAGAAGCGUCCGCCCAACCACCUGGCCAUGUUCCGUGGCUAG